Molecule: messenger RNA, 1296 nt
Organism: Limanda limanda (common dab)
Lineage: Eukaryota; Metazoa; Chordata; Actinopteri; Pleuronectiformes; Pleuronectidae
Product: 5-hydroxytryptamine receptor 4
Exons: 6
Coding region: 1-1296 (431 amino acids)
Biological process (GO): adenylate cyclase-activating adrenergic receptor signaling pathway; chemical synaptic transmission; regulation of appetite
Cellular component (GO): plasma membrane
Molecular function (GO): G protein-coupled serotonin receptor activity
Source: RefSeq, a predicted model, not a curated record
AUGGCCACAGCAUCACCUCAACAUUUGUUGGAUGAAAUAAUAAACACAGGACAACAGGAACAGCAGCAGGAAUUCCUGAGCACAUUGGAGACGAUCGUGCUCGCCAUCUUUCUCUCCAUCGUUAUUAUCAUGACGGUGUUUGGCAACCUGCUGGUCAUGGUGGCGCUCUGCAAGGACCGUCAUCUGCGGAAAAAGAAGACCAACUACUUCAUCGUGUCGCUGGCGUUCGCCGACUUGCUCGUGGCGGUGGUUGUGAUGCCCUUUGCUGCCAUCGAGUUGACCACCGGCGAGUGGCGGUACGGAGAGAUCUUCUGCCUCGUCCGAACAUCCCUGGACGUCUUGUUAACUACAGCAUCCAUCCUGCACCUGUGCUGCAUCGCACUCGACAGGUAUUACGCUAUCUGCUGCCAGCCACUGGUCUAUAGACACAAGAUGACGCCGGUGAGAGUGGCAGUAAUGCUCGGCAGCUGCUGGCUCAUCCCCACAUUUAUCUCCUUCUUACCCAUCAUGCAGAGCUGGAACGCCAUCGGCAUCGAGGAGAUUAUUGAGGAGAGGCAAGUCUUGACGGGCGGCUCCAACGACACCAGCUGUGUGUUCCUGGUCAACCAGCCUUACGCCCUGGUCUGCUCUGCUGUGGCGUUCUACGUCCCCUUGGCCCUCAUGGUUCUGGCCUACCAGCGAAUCUACGUCACGGCCAUGAGCCACGCACGACAGAUCGAGACGCUGCAGCGCGCCGGCUCGGCCCCCAUCACCGGGACGGCCUCGGUCAUCACUGUGAGACCCUCCACUUCCUCGGAUCCCUCAGAGCACUACCGUCUUCGGACAACAAUGGUGGCCUCCUCUUUGGAGCAGGCUCCCAUAGCGCACAACCGCAUGCGCGUUGAGACCAAGGCGGCAAAGACCCUAGCAAUUAUAAUGGGUUGUUUCUGCCUGUGCUGGGCGCCGUUCUUCAUCACCAACGUGGUGGACCCCUUCAUUCAUUACUCAGUGCCCUGGCAGCUGUGGACAGCCUGGCUGUGGCUCGGGUACAUCAACUCAGGAUUGAACCCGUUCCUGUACGCCUUCCUGAACCGGGCGUUCCGGAGGGCGUUCCUAGUGAUCCUCUGCUGCGGGGACGAGCGGUACUCACGGCAGGGAAGCUACUCCUACAGACAAACCCGUAGGCCGUGCACUCCCACAUCAGCCAACGGCACAUCUAUGGCACUGAGAUUGUCCUUCCUGCCGAACCGGAGCUACAGUGACAACGGGAGGACGAUACUGGCGAACGAGUCCCAGGACUCUGCUGGGGGACAAUGA